Molecule: messenger RNA, 1254 nt
Organism: Acanthopagrus latus (yellowfin seabream)
Lineage: Eukaryota; Metazoa; Chordata; Actinopteri; Spariformes; Sparidae
Gene: ppifa
Product: peptidylprolyl isomerase Fa
Exons: 7
Coding region: 74-835 (253 amino acids)
Biological process (GO): protein peptidyl-prolyl isomerization; protein folding
Molecular function (GO): peptidyl-prolyl cis-trans isomerase activity
Source: RefSeq, a predicted model, not a curated record
UGACGUCACAUGUAAACAGCAGAAGCAGCACCCAUGGCCUGCAGGUCCCCCUCACCCUGUCAGCUGAGCAGCGAUGUUACAAGUCAAAAACCGCGUGAGGUACAGCUCCGCAGGCAUCGCCGCCGCGAGGCUGUUCUCCUCUGGCGGUCCCUCCGAGAACCCUGUCGUGUUUCUGGACGUCGAGGCUGACAGUGAGCCUCUCGGAAGAAUAGUCAUUGAGUUGAAUGCAGACGUUGUGCCAAAGACUGCAGCAAACUUCAGAGCCCUGUGCACUGGGGAACAUGGCUUUGGAUACAAGGGCUCUGUGUUUCACAGGGUCAUACCUGAGUUCAUGUGUCAGGGGGGAGAUUUCACCAACCACAACGGCACAGGAGGGAAGUCUAUAUACGGGAAGACGUUCAAAGAUGAAAACUUCAAAUUAAAACACACUGGUCCAGGUCACAGGCUGGAGGACGAAGGAGAGAGAAGUCAAGAGGGCACAAGAAAAGGAAAGAAGAAGAGCUCUCAGCUUAAAUGUGCCAGCUUUGGUCUGUAUCUUAAUGCAGCUGCCUCUCCACCAGAUGGCAGUGCCCAGUUUUAUGCAGCACUCAAACCGCCAUUUAUAUGGAUUUUGCAAUCCCCAGGAACGCUCUCAAUGGCAAACUCGGGGCCAAACACCAACGGCUCCCAGUUCUUUAUCAGCACGACUAAAACCGAAUGGCUCGACGGUAAACACGUGGUGUUCGGGCAGGUGAAGGAGGGCAUGGACGUGGUCACCAAGAUGGAAUCGUUUGGUUUGCAUGACGGUGGUGUGAUCAAGAAAAUUGUCAUCGCUGACUGUGGGGAGAUCAAAUAACACUCGGACACACACGUGGACUGUCGGAUGACUCGGGAUGCAAAGAUUUUACCAUUUACUUUAUCCCACAGCCGGUACUCAUCGACAUGACCUCAUGAUCCAAGGUGGAAAGUUCGCAGGUGAUUCAGUUCUUUCCUACACCCUGAUGAUUUUUUUACUGCUGUAAAUUAUUUUAAAAUGACUAUAUUGUGCUCUAAAUAAGUUAAGAAAUGUUUAAAUUGUGUGUUUGCUCAUAAAUUAACACUUGUAAUGGAAAGACUGACACAUUUUUAUCUUAGUUUGUACACAUACUGGCUGUUCUAUGGUUUCAGCUCACCCACCUACUUGGUGUACUAAGCCAUCCACUAUGUAAACUGUUCUUAUUGUGCAAUUACAAUCCAUUUACUGCCAAAUAAAUGAGAAUUUUCAGGGUUUUUUUU